AUGGUGAGUGUCAUGAGGAGCUGCAUACAGUCAAUAUUAAAGUUAGUGAAUUGUGUUGUAGGAAUGGUUGGUAUAGCAAUGGUGUUGUGUGUAAUUGGAUAUGUUUGGGGAGAGGGAAAGCUGGCCAAAGAGGAUAAAGAUGGCAGAAAUUGUUGUCAGAGAAUCAAAAGAAGACGUAGAACAGAAGGAAGAAAAAAGCGGCCAUGGUCUGAACUUCCAGUAGACCUACUGGGUUUAGUAUCAUCCUAUCUCUUUGCCAUUGAUCCAGAUGCAAUUGGCACCAUCCGUUUGACUUGCAAAACCUGGGGAUUGGUAUUGGAUUCUAUUGCUCCACUCCCACCACCUCCAUUUGAUCUAUUAUUACCUCAUAAUAAUCAUCCAUAUUUGAUGUCAUUAAAGGACCAUACGUGCAAAUUCUUCCACCCAGUACUUGACCAUGCUUUUCAGAUGAACAUUCCUGAAUUAUCCGAUGCAAUUAUCCACUUUUCAAAGCAAAGUUGGCUGCUUUUAUGUCGAAAAGAUGGUGAUGUCUUCUUUUACAAUCCUUUUUCAAGAGAGAAAAUAACACUUCCAAAACUUGGUCCAAGACAUGAUAUCACCACAAUGGAGAUGUUAUUUCUUAGGGGAGAUAUAAGAGUAUUUGAUCUCAAAAGCAAUAAGUUUUCCAUACAUGGGUUAUCCCUUACUCAAACUCAGCUUAAUUCACUUUACCGAAAUUUCUUGGUACAAAGUAAUGGAGAACUGUUGAUUGUAUUUGUGACUGACGGAGAGCAGAGCAUUUUUGUCAAGGGAAUAAAUAUAUCAAAGAAAAUGGUGUGUCGACCAUUGCAGAAGCUGAGCAAUAAAAGGCUCUACAUUAGUUAUGGAGGUUCCUUUUCAGCACCAGCUAUGGAGAGAGCAAUUGGAAAUAAGAUUUACUUUCCAAAGAUUCUGAACAACAGCUGCAUAUUCUACUCACUUGCUACAAGAAAGUAUCAUUCCUUUUAUGGAGAUUAUUCAAGCGGGAUACCUCGUGGUGUUAAGGAAUUCACUAAUUGUGCUUGGAUUGAAAGAAACUACCCUUAA
Molecule: messenger RNA, 1065 nt
Organism: Dovyalis caffra
Lineage: Eukaryota; Viridiplantae; Streptophyta; Magnoliopsida; Malpighiales; Salicaceae
Source: the annotation of a GenBank genome assembly